AUGAAGGGCCUCUUACUGUGUGCGCUCGCACUUGCGUUUGCUGUGGUGACCACCGACGCCCAGCGCUGCGGCAAGCAGGGCGAUGGCAUGGAGUGCCCCAACAACCUCUGCUGCAACAAGGAUGGGUACUGCGGCCUGGGCGUCACCUACUGCAAUGCUGGCGCCGGCUGCCAGAGCGGCGCCUGUUAUGACAACAAGAUCUGUGGCGCGCAGGCCGGUGGCGCAUUGUGCCCUAGCAACCACUGUUGUAGCUCAGGUGGUCGUUGCGGCUACGGCAGGGAAUAUUGCAGCAACGACUGCCAGAGCGGUCCUUGCUGGGAUCUCAAGUGUGGCCACCUGGCCAAUGGCAGGCCCUGCCCCAACAACCUCUGCUGCAGCCCAAAUGGUACAUGUGGCCUAGGACCGGAGUACUGCGGUGCUGGCUGCCAAAACGGCGCCUGCAGCACUGACAAGCCGUGUGGCAACAAAGCUAAUGGUGCACCAUGCAACAACAACUAUUGUUGCAGCCAGUAUGGAUCUUGUGGACUCGGCCAGGAUUACUGUGGUGCCGGCUGCCAGAAUGGCUCAUGCAACUAG
Triticum turgidum subsp. durum (durum wheat) is the source of this 576-nucleotide messenger RNA. Lineage: Eukaryota; Viridiplantae; Streptophyta; Magnoliopsida; Poales; Poaceae. The record is from the annotation of a GenBank genome assembly.